Molecule: messenger RNA, 3415 nt
Organism: Indicator indicator
Lineage: Eukaryota; Metazoa; Chordata; Aves; Piciformes; Indicatoridae
Gene: UBP1
Product: upstream binding protein 1
Exons: 16
Coding region: 1-1614 (537 amino acids)
Biological process (GO): regulation of transcription by RNA polymerase II
Cellular component (GO): nucleus
Molecular function (GO): DNA-binding transcription activator activity, RNA polymerase II-specific; RNA polymerase II cis-regulatory region sequence-specific DNA binding
Source: RefSeq, a predicted model, not a curated record
AUGGCGUGGGUGCUGAAGAUGGAUGAAGUGAUCGAGUCUGGGCUGGUGCACGAUUUCGACGCCAGCCUCUCUGGUAUCGGGCAGGAGCUGGGAGCUGGUGCCUACAGCAUGAGCGAUGUUUUGGCACUGCCUAUUUUCAAACAAGAAGAUUCCAGCCUUCCACAAGAAAAUGAGACCAAACAUCCACCUUUCCAGUAUGUUAUGUGUGCUGCGACAUCUCCAGCAGUAAAACUGUAUGAUGAAACUCUUACCUACUUGAAUCAAGGUCAGUCCUAUGAAAUACGGAUGCUAGAUAAUCGAAAGGCUGGAGACAUACCGGAGAUCAAUGGAAAACUGGUAAAGAGUAUCAUAAGAGUUGUGUUCCAUGACAGAAGGUUGCAGUAUACAGAGCACCAGCAGCUAGAAGGUUGGAAGUGGAACCGCCCUGGGGACAGACUUCUGGACUUAGAUAUUCCAAUGUCUGUUGGAGUCAUUGAUAUCAAGACAAAUCCAAGCCAGCUCAAUGCAGUUGAAUUUUUGUGGGAUCCAACAAAAUGUACAUCUGCUUUUAUUCAGGUACAUUGUAUCAGCACUGAAUUUACCCCUCGUAAACAUGGAGGAGAGAAAGGAGUUCCUUUUAGGAUUCAGGUUGACACUUUUAAGCAGACUGAAAAUGGAGAAUAUACAGAUCAUCUGCAUUCAGCCAGUUGUCAAAUCAAAGUUUUUAAGCCAAAAGGAGCAGACAGGAAGCAGAAAACAGACAGAGAAAAGAUGGAAAAGCGAACUGCACAUGAAAAAGAAAAGUAUCAGCCUUCAUAUGACACCACAGUUCUUACAGAGAUGAGGCUUGAGCCUAUAAUUGAAGAUGCAGUUGAACAUGAGCAGAAAAAGUCCAGCAAGCGGACUUUGCCAGCAGACUACGGUGAUUCUCUGGCAAAGCGAGGCAGUUGCUCACCAUGGCCAGAUGCUCCCACAACAUUUGUAAACAACAGUCCUACUCCUGCUCCAACUUUUACCUCUGCUCAGCACAAUACCUACAGUAUCCCAGACAGCAAUUCUUCAUCCCCAAAUCAUCAAGGAGAUGGAACCUCUCAAGGGUCUGGAGAUCAGCUUCAUUCUUCAGCCACAAUCCAGGAAACUCAGCAAUGGUUGCUCAAGAAUAGGUUCUCCACCUAUACAAGGCUUUUUUCAAAUUUCUCAGGUGCUGAUUUAUUAAAGCUGACAAGAGAAGAUCUGGUACAAAUCUGUGGUCCUGCCGACGGCAUUCGGCUGUAUAAUGCACUGAAAUCCAGGUCUGUUAGGCCCCGGUUAACAAUCUACGUCUGCCAGGAGCCGCUGAGGAGCAUAGAACUGGAAAGGCAAGACACAGGCAGCGGCGAUAGCAGCAACGGUGCAAUAUACGUUUAUCAUGCAAUCUACUUGGAAGAAAUGGCAGCCUCAGAAGUCACACGCAAGCUUGCUUUGGCAUUUAAUAUUCCGUUGCAUCAGAUCAACCAGGUUUACAGACAGGGCCCCACUGGGAUCCACAUCCUUGUUAGUGAUCAGAUGGUUCAAAACUUUCAAGAUGAGAGUUGCUUCUUAUUCGCUACAAUCAAAGCUGAAAAUGGUGAAGGCUUCCAUAUAAUUCUGAAGUGAUGUCACACAGUUGCUAGGCUGAUACCCCAACAUAGAAUGAAGUCCUGCCUAAAGACUUAUGAAGAUCAUUCACAACCUUAGGAUCUAACUUCACUGUAUAAGAUGUUUCAUAUUGAAAACACAGAAUGACCUUUCUAAUGAGCUGUUUAAUAGGUGAACUUUCUUAUCACUGCCAUAGCUAAGUGUCCUCAUGAGAGGUAUAAUGCCAUGACAGCUGACGUACAGGCAUGGAAGACAAUGUGAGCAAAGGUGCUUGCCCUUUCCUGAAAUAAGGCAAAUGAUGGCCAGUAGAUGCAGUUUCUGGAAGCGAAGCACUGCUGCUGUUCUAUGAUCUGUGUCCAGUUGGAGAUGAAUGUAAACUUAUUUGGGGGCAUUUACCUUUCUGUGCCAGUUUGUCUAUUACUUGCUCGUACCUUAGGCUGGUUUUAUUUUUAAUGUUAGCAGAGCACAUACUGAUCUGUGUGGAGAUAAAUAGUUAAGCUGAGGGUGAUCAGAUUGUUGGGUCUUGGAGAGUAAGGCUGUCAAAACAGCUUCCUGUGUAAAUUGUGUAUAAGAGUGUAUGUAAGAAGUGUAUAUGCCAGAAAAGGGCUUUGAAGAAGCCUCAGACAGAUGCAAUAUAUGCAUGCAGCAAACUGCAUUAUCAAUAGUACCUUAUUGGAGGGAUUAAUGUCCUAUGGGGUACUGAGUAAUUGUGUUUUGCUUUAACAAAUUUAAUGCAAAAGAACUGCCUAUGCAUCCUUUAUGUUUAGUUUCCUAGGUUCUCUGCGGAGCAUUGCUGCAGUUUAACUCUUUGCUUGUAAAGCUAUGGGUUUAAAAUACUAGCAGUGAGAGAUGGGGCUUGUGACUUAGUGGAAUUCUGCUCAUGAGGGACGGUGACACCCUGGCACCAGGGGGCUGCCGUAGCUUUCAGUACCAUCCAAUAAAUUGCUUAAGUAACACUAAACAUUCACCAUUUACAUCUCCUUCCCAGCAGGUAAACGCCUGGCUGCAGGCACUGUUACGGAUGAGUCUCCUACUUUUCCUGCCACCCCUUUUCAGCCUCCCGCAGCCUGGGCUGUACAGCUGUUGCAGUGCCUCCUCACAGGACCAGACACUAGCUGCCCUUGCCAACAGCCAAUUGCUCGCUUCAGGGCUUGCGCUUUCCUUCCUUGUAAAGACACGGUGCAGCAUUGCCUAUGUUAAUGUUAAGUUCCAAUGCUGAGGUACUUGGAGGGCAACCUUUCAAAAGGCAUUAAGGGACAGUUUCAGAGUUGUCAUUUUGUGCCUUGGAGAAGUUCCCCCUUCAUCUCUGGCUUAAAAGCUUGGGAAGCGUUUGCUUUCAAUGCUGCAGUGUUCCAUGUUAGCACCUCCCACAGCACAUAAAAAAGCAGCCUGGCUUUGUUCAUUCCCUCUCCCCUAACCAGCUCGAAUGCAUAGCAGAAAAAGCUUCUAAAAGCUGUAGCAUUUUGAAAAUUUAAAUACGUCAAAGCUAGAGGAUGUCUUUUUUUUUUUUUUUUUAAACCUGGUGUUCUCUGCACUGAAAGUUUAAUUCUUUUGUACUUACACAUUUCUGCCUGUAGGUUGCUCAUCUUUCUUUGGGUACUGUUUGGUCCCAGCAUUUUCUUGAAUGGACACUUGUGUCUUUUCAGCUCACACCAUAUUCAAAUCCAAAUGUUUUAUAAAAAAGUGGAAAACUCCUUGAUUGGAAAGUAUCCAAAUAUGUAAUUUUUGAAGAAUACUGAAAGUUGUACAGUAGUUUGUCCAGCUCACUUGAAAUUGGAAUUAAAUUAUGGCACCAGCAGAUUGCUUUUGUUUUUUAAUA